This is a messenger RNA of Didymodactylos carnosus, 531 nucleotides long. Lineage: Eukaryota; Metazoa; Rotifera; Eurotatoria; Philodinida; Philodinidae. The record is from the annotation of a GenBank genome assembly.
AUGUCCAAAAUAACAAGUGACAACUCACAUUUAUCACCUGAUGUACCCAUUAUUAAACCACCGCAAGCUUCGAAAGUCCUUAAUGCUCAUUCAUCGUCUCUUGCACAACAUCCACUACAACAGUCGUGUGACAAUAGUGUUACCAUGGAUCAAAAUGGUUCUGAUGGUUUUCAGACCGGUAUUAACGAUUCAUUACUAACAGUUAUAAAUAGCGAACAAGGAUUGAGUAAACCUGGUUUUCCCCGGGACAGUAACAUUUUGUUAUCAAAUAACAAUUUAGUCUGGACACCCGGUGCCACACAACCAGAUCGACAGAAUAGUACACCGAAAACAAUUUACGAUAAACCCUUCUUAGGAGAAUUGUUCCAAGCUUUCAAAGAUGGGCCCGGAUCAUUGAAACGUCAAUUUGGCUCUUGUGAAAUCGAACAUAAUGCAUCAAGUUCAGAAGAAACCUUUGAAACUCAUGACACAAAAAAACAACAUACAUACAACUCAUCUUCAUCUAGAGACGAAGAUGAACCUGUUAUGUAA